CGCUCUCGGAACGGCUAUGGGAUGAAGUUGGGAUUUAAAUUGGACAUGGCAUAUGAGAUAAACAUAAAUGCAUACUGCGUAUAAUUCAUCUGUACAUGACUCAUUGUUUGCUUAUUGAUUUCCCAUGAUACUUCAUUGCAUUUGAUCAGUUCAGAAUUUCUACAUAAAAAGUGUUUCAUGUGUGCAGUUUUCAAGUUUAUGUUUACUUUUCAUUGCCUUGAAAAAUGAAUCAGAGCCCUGGAAAUAAAUUAUCUUCACGUGAGCGAACUGAACUGGAAAAGUAUGUGAAAUUUUUGGUUUUUAAAAUGUCUCAAGUUAUCGUGCAGUCGCGCUUUGGAGAAAAACGAAAAGUGCGAACAAGCACUAAAUCUUCUGUUCAUGAUUGGUUUAACUUGGCCAUAGAAGACAAUAUUGAAAUUCAAGCUAAAGCUAAAGAAGCAUAUAGCAACAUUCUUCCUUUGAAAGACUUUUGUAUAUGUACUGAAAUUUUGCUUAAAACUGCUGAUGGAGAUACAUUGGUACUUGAAACAUGGAGCCUGCGAAUGAAUACUUCAGACUUCUUCUGUGACUCUCCUUAUGUAUCAUACACUAGUUUAGCAUCUGUGUAUUGUAGGAUGACCUUACUUUUGAAGUCUGUCAUAGCUGUAACUCGAGUUACUCCUGCAUAUAGGCUGUCUUCUCGACAAAGUGCAGAUACAUAUGUAAUAUUAUUUCGGAUAUAUUCAGGUGAACCCCAAGUACAUCAAUUAGGUGAACAUUAUCAAGGAAGUAAAAUUGGUGAGGUUCUGACUCCAGUAGGUACAUUAAGAAUGUCUGUUUCCUACCGUUCUAAAGAUGAUAUGACAAUAACACCACAAAAAGUUGAGAAAGGAAGCCCUUUCAUGGUUAAAAGUGACUAUUUUAAACCUGACAUGAGCCCUAAAAAAUAUAGGAUUGGAAAAAACCAUUUAGAAGGACCGUACGUAUUUGACAAAGGCCUCACAUUUAACAAUUCGAAUAGCCAAAUAAGCAGCUGCCAUUGUGGGAAGCAUCUUUUCCCUAGGAAAUCGACACCUGACAGUGAACGAGGACUUCAGAACAUUGGUUUAGUCAAUGGGGAUAGUAAAAAAUGCUGUUUGAAUUGCCAAAGUAGCCCAAAUGAAUUCCGGAAAGUAGGAGCAUUUGCUCCAUCAAAUAACUUACCAGAUACUGGAUUAUUUCCUGAGCUGGCAAUACUCGAAAAGCCUUUUCUGAAUUUGUCAAGGAGCAAGUUGCAUCAUUCAGAGAACAAGCAAAAAAAUGAUGACUCAAAUAGAAACUCUGACAAAAAUGCUAAUUUAAAUCUGGUUGAUAACAAAAAUGGCAGCGAAGUGGAUUACAAUUGCAACGCUAAUGAGAAAGGUGGCCAAAAAUUGACUUGCAGUGAUUUCUCAGACUGCGAAGAUUUUGUCAUGGUAGAGCUGAAACCUCCAUUUGCUGACUGUGAUGGUGAUAAUGAUCUAGGAGCUUUUUUUAGAGAAUGCCAAAGUGCUCCACCCUUAGCUUCUUUUGCUCUUCAGCCAACUUUAGAAGAACAAGUAACAGACAUUACUAGUCAGUUAGUGAAAUUUGAAACUAGUAUGAAUGACUUUGAUAAUUUUGUUGAUUCUAUAUGUCACAUUGAUACUGAAAAAUAACACUGGUGCUGAUGUUAAUUAAAAUGAAAUCUGAAUAAGUAAUAUGCAGAAUAUAAAUGAAAUCAUUUGAAUAUUUUAUUUGAGACAAUUUCAAAGACUAAUUAUCAGCAUACUUCCUGUUACAUGUUAUAUAAUUUUUGUUAAUCUAUCAAUCUUCUUCACAUCCUGUAUAUCUGCAAAAAUAUUAAACUCAAUAUAAACUA
This is a messenger RNA of Stegodyphus dumicola, 1858 nucleotides long. RefSeq names its product autophagy-related protein 13 homolog. Lineage: Eukaryota; Metazoa; Arthropoda; Arachnida; Araneae; Eresidae. The record is from RefSeq and is a predicted model, not a curated record. Gene Ontology annotation, cellular component: phagophore assembly site; cytosol; Atg1/ULK1 kinase complex. Gene Ontology annotation, biological process: protein localization to phagophore assembly site; autophagosome assembly; mitophagy.